Molecule: messenger RNA, 2977 nt
Organism: Onychostruthus taczanowskii (white-rumped snowfinch)
Lineage: Eukaryota; Metazoa; Chordata; Aves; Passeriformes; Passeridae
Gene: SF3B6
Product: splicing factor 3b subunit 6
Exons: 4
Coding region: 248-625 (125 amino acids)
Cellular component (GO): ribonucleoprotein complex; cytoplasm; nucleus
Molecular function (GO): mRNA binding
Source: RefSeq, a predicted model, not a curated record
GGCUGGCCGGGCGCCCGCGCUGCCGCUUCCCGCGCGGUGCAGGCCGGGACGGAUCCGGUUCCGUGAAGGAAGCGCGCGGUGCCCGCCGGGAUAGAUCCGGCUGUGCCGCCCGUCGCUCCCGGUCCGCGCCGCUGGCCCCGCUCCGGGCUCGGUUCCCGCCGCUCUCUCCGCCGCUGUCUCCGCCCCAGCUUCCUUCCCCGCCGGUGUUUCUCCCCCAGGCCGCGGCCCCCACUCACCGCCCGCCGUCAUGGCGAUGCAAGCAGCCAAACGAGCCAACAUCCGGCUCCCUCCGGAGGUCAACCGGAUCCUGUACAUCAGGAACCUGCCGUACAAAAUCACGGCCGAGGAGAUGUACGACAUUUUUGGGAAGUACGGGCCCAUCCGGCAGAUCAGAGUUGGGAAUACCCCAGAGACCAGAGGAACAGCCUACGUGGUCUACGAGGACAUCUUCGAUGCCAAGAACGCCUGUGACCACCUGUCGGGGUUCAACGUGUGCAACAGAUACCUCGUGGUUCUGUACUACAACGCCAACAGGGCAUUCCAAAAGAUGGACACAAAGAAGAAAGAAGAACAGCUUAAGCUUCUCAAGGAAAAAUAUGGAAUUAACACAGACCCACCAAAAUAAACUGAUCCUUUUUGAAAAACUGUUUUCGAGCCCUGUCAUGGAGUUCUUGGCCUAAACAUAGGAAUUCUUAACAGAGUGUAAUUUUUUUCUGUUAUGAAUUUGAUAAGCUGCAAUAUGAGUUUUUAUAUCUUUAGAUUAGGAUUAAAUAAAUGUAGAACAUAGGGAGAUCUGCUUUAAGGUUAAAUCCCCCAAGACGACAUGGCUUCCCUGUGCUGAGGGUGACCUGGUAAAGGCUGCAAUGUCCUGUUUCUAGCAGGAGCUUUCAAGAAGAGACUGAGCAGGUUCUGUGUUUGACUGAACAAAGCAAGCCCAAGCCCUUGUUUGUAACAAAGUUUCUUUCACAAACUGUAGAAGAUGAACGACUUUCAAAAGGAUCCACCUGAUAAAGGGACUCCAAGUACCUUGUUCCCAGUGAUGGUACCAGCUCUAAUCAGCUGCAGUGAAACAGCUCAGCUCUCACAUUACCAAAAAAAAGUGUAUGGGGGCUUUGUUUUGUGUCCCAGGUUUGGACUGAGGAUUUGGUAUGAAUUGAAGAACACGUGACCAAAAUGAGACAGUAGAUGAAGGUUUUCAUUUUGAUACCUGUAGUGUGAUUGUUUUCUACUUGGCAUGGUUGAACUGUAACACAUUUUCUGUACAUAGAUUUUUAGGUGUAGCAUGUGGUAGAGGAAAAAAUUUACAUUUUUUGGGCUAUUUUCAGUACUCAUGUCCUGUGUAUAAAAAUGAGUGUGAUCCAGGCUAUGCAUAGCCAGUAUCUUUUGGAAGUGGGAAAGAAUAACCUCUGCCUGUGUUCUGAACCAGCUGGAAGUUGUGUGAAUGUGGGAAGUAUCCUGCCUUGGGAGGAUUUAUUUGUGUGGAUGUGAUAUUCCACUCCCUGACCAGACAGCUUCCAGCCAGUGCAGAACCAGGGCAGAUAACUAUAUACUUUGCCUGGAAUUUGUAAUCCAGUUUGUUUUUCAGUGCAUUGUACUGUUAUAGAGAAAUGCUUCCACUUUCUGAAAUUACUUUUUUGUUGAAAUAUGUCACUUCAGGAACAAUGCUGUGUUAAUUUGGUGAAAAAAUAAAUGCAUAUUUUGCUUCUUUUGAUCAAGGCUCUGCUGCUCCUGCCUGUAACCUGCGCUGUUAGAUGGGAGUAAUUUAUCACCCGAGUGUUUGAUGCAGGCAGGAGCUGCAGCACAUCCAUCCCUGUGUGUGACAGGAGGGUGCCCAGCUGUGGGAACAAUGCCCACAUCCCAGCUGGAGGAGAUCCCUGGAGCUGCCCUGUGCUGGGCACCUCCUUUGGCAGCUGGAAGGGGCUCACUGCAAUACUCACAUUUACUAGCUGGAACCAAUGAGAAACUAAACACUCAUCAUUUUUCACUAAAUGGUCCUAUUUUCUUCAUUCCUCAAAUAAACAAUUACAAAUUAAUAAAUCAGAUGCUACAAAGAAAAGGUCAGUAAUGGCUUUUGAAGAGUGAGCUCCAAGCCAGCUCUGGGGGAAAGCAGCCACGAUGGCUGAGGUGUGAUUUCAGCUUUGGGUGGGUGCUUGAAGUCCUAUCCUGUGCCUGACCCUGGAGCACACUGGAACAGAUCUGCCCUGCCUUCCCUUGCACACAGGCACUGGGGAUGCGAGCCAGAGCCAUGCUUAAUGCACAAUUCCCCCAAAUCUGCAUCUGUUCCUUGAAACUGAUGCUGUUUUUGCAGCAAGAAGCCUUGCAGGCUGCAGUAACCACAGCUGAGGUCAGGAGCAGGCACUGGGAGGCUUGGAGCCCAGAAGCUGGGUUAGGGGAGCAGUCCCUCCAUGGCCAGCCUGGCUUCCAUCAGGUUAGGUUAACACAAGCACACAAACCUCAGGCAAGAACCAGGUUGCAUUAAAAAUCUUUAAAUGAAUUAAAUCCUGCUGGAGGAUUUGCUCCUAUAUGAGCAUCCAUAGCUUUUCAAGGGUUACAAACUGCUCUGCCCCCAAAUAUGUAUCUUUUAUAUAUAUAAAUAUAUAUAUUUAUAUGUGCCAUGUAUAUACAUACUCAUCCGUGUACCAAACACUUGGAUAACUGAAAUCAUUUAUACCAACUGCUGGGCAUUGAGAAGGCUCCUUGCUGAAACGAGAACUGGAGGUGCUUGUUGCCAUGCUGGAUUUAUGGUUCUGAUAAAUAAUGAACACUGAUAAUAAAUACCAGAGUGCCAAUAAUGGUGCUGCAUGCUGCCAGCCUUGUUUUAUAUCAUAUGCAAAUACCACAUUGCUUCUGUCAAUAGCAGAGAGCAUGGUGCUUGCACUGCGGUGUCUGUUUUGAUGAGAAUUUGAUGCUGUUUGAAAAACAUAUAUAAAAAGCAAUUCUUUAGGGUAAUAAGAUUAAUAAAAAUUCCUUCAAUGAA